Messenger RNA from Capsicum annuum, 2489 nucleotides. Its product is annotated as mitogen-activated protein kinase 9. Lineage: Eukaryota; Viridiplantae; Streptophyta; Magnoliopsida; Solanales; Solanaceae. Gene Ontology annotation, biological process: protein phosphorylation; intracellular signal transduction. Gene Ontology annotation, cellular component: nucleus; cytoplasm. Gene Ontology annotation, molecular function: MAP kinase activity; ATP binding. The record is from RefSeq and is a predicted model, not a curated record.
AAAUUCUGACUCGGCUCAUAACUCGAAAGUCCUAUAAGGUAGCUAAAUAUACCGAACACACAAGCCAGCCACACUAUUUAACAACUCUCCUUGUCUUUCCCACAACCACCAAUAAACUCGGAGGAAACCGCUGUACCCUCGUGGUAGCAAAGACAGAAACCGUGGAAUGUUGAGAUCUCGUGGUGGGAAUUCAAGAACCAACACGACACUUUAGGACAACUCAAAAAAAAAAAAAAAAAAAAAGACAAGGGGGUAGUAAUAGUAAUAGUAGUAGUAUAUGGGGGGUGGUAGUACAUUUGUUGAUGGAGUUCGUCGUUUGUUUCAACGUCGUUCUACUACUACUACUAUUGUUCAUCAUAGUAAUGCAGACCCAAUCUUGAAUAAUAUUCAAAAACCCAUUAACAUUGAAGAAGAAGAAGAAGAAGAUAGUCAAGAACUUAACAUUAUUGAAGACUUUGAUAUAUCUGGUCUUAAGUUUAUUAAAGUUCCUAAAAGGGUUGAUUUCCCUUUUUCAUCUGCUUCUAAUCAUCACAUGGAUCCUCAUAAAAAGAACUCACAGGAGGCAGAGUUCUUCACAGAAUAUGGAGAGGCAAGCAGAUACCAAAUUCAGGAAGUUAUCGGCAAGGGUAGCUAUGGAGUUGUGGCUUCUGCUGUUGAUACCAAAACUGGAGAAAGAGUUGCUAUCAAGAAGAUUAAUGACGUGUUUGAGCAUGUCUCUGAUGCCACUAGAAUUUUAAGAGAAAUCAAGCUUCUUCGGCUACUACGGCAUCCCGAUAUCGUAGAAAUAAAGCACAUCAUGUUACCCCCUUCUCGGCGUGAGUUUCAAGAUAUUUACGUUGUCUUUGAACUGAUGGAGUCUGACCUUCACCAGGUUAUUAAGGCCAAUGAUGAUCUUACACCUGAGCAUUAUCAGUUUUUCCUAUACCAGCUUAUGCGUGGAUUAAAAUAUGUUCAUACUGCAAACGUUUUUCAUCGAGAUUUAAAGCCGAAGAAUAUCCUUGCUAACGCUGACUGUAAAUUGAAGAUUUGUGACUUUGGCCUUGCUCGUGUGUCAUUUAAUGACACGCCAUCAGCUAUUUUCUGGACUGACUAUGUUGCAACCCGAUGGUAUCGUGCUCCUGAGCUAUGUGGCUCUUUUUUCUCCAAGUAUACUCCUGCUAUUGAUAUUUGGAGCAUAGGAUGCAUAUUCGCAGAAAUGCUCACUGGAAAACCGUUAUUUCCUGGAAAGAAUGUAGUGCAUCAAUUAGACCUUAUGACUGAUUUGCUAGGAACACCUCCUCCUGAAACCAUUGCAAAGAUUAGAAAUGAAAAGGCAAGAAGAUACCUCAGUAACAUGCGGAAAAAAACACCAAUUCCAUUUGCAAAAAAAUUUCCGCAUGUGGAUCCAUUGGCUUUGCGCCUACUUGAACGCAUGCUUGCAUUUGACCCGAAAGAUCGACCUUCUGCAGAGGAGGCACUGGCUGAUCCUUAUUUCCGUGGUUUGUCCAAUGUGGACCGUGAACCGUCCACUCACCCAAUAUCAAAGCUUGAGUUUGAAUUUGAGAGGAGAAAGUUGGCAAAAGAAGAUGUUAGAGAGCUCAUUUAUCGGGAGAUUUUAGAAUAUCAUCCUCAGAUGCUUCAGGAAUAUCUUCGUGGCGGAGAUCAGACUAGUGGGUUUAUGUAUCCAAGUGGUGUUGAUCGGUUCAAGCGACAAUUUGCACAUCUUGAGGAGCAUUAUGGUAAAGGUGAACGAAGCACUCCACUUCAGAGGCAGCACGCUUCUUUGCCUAGAGAGCGAGUUCCUGCACCAAAAGAUGAAACCUCUUCUUCUGAAAACAUUGAUUUUGAAAAACGAACUUCAGCAUCUGUUGCUUCGACUCUAGAGAGCCCACCAAGCCGGUCUGAUGGAUCAGAGAACUCUGAUGCUAAUGUGCAAAAUGGACCAAACAAAGCGAACUAUAGUGCUCGUAGUUUGCUGAAAAGUGCUAGUAUCAGUGCUUCAAAGUGUGUGGUAGUUAAAAGACGAAAUGCAGAGGAAGAGGCAAUUAAAGAGCAAAACGAGGAUGCUGAUGGUUUAGCUCAAAAAGCUGCUGCUCUUCAUGUCUAAAUUAUCACCAGCAUGCACUGUAGAUCUGGUCAUCGGUCAUUGAUCCUUGCAUCGGGGUGAGAUUUACAUUACACCCACAUCAUGCACCGGGCUGCCCUUCGGUAGUUUUGACAUUUUGAUCAUGUGCUCUAUUAUGUAUCUCCUUGUCCUGUAAAUCAAAAGCUCUUUUGAACUACCAAUAUUUGAAGUUUACUCCUGCAUUUCAGGCAGACGCUAACAGUAUGGUUUUGCUACAUGUACUGUGAAUUUUUAUCUCACAUAGCAGGAAAAGAAAAUGUUCUCCAGCCAUUUGCGGACUGGGGAUUACAUUUUUAUAUUAUUUGUACGCUGUAGUUACUUGUGACAAGCUGAAGUUUGCACUGACUUGAGAUGAAAGAUACAAUGCCAAAGUUCUAUUCAUUGA